Botrytis porri is the source of this 1324-nucleotide messenger RNA. RefSeq lists its product as uncharacterized. The coding region runs from base 1 to 1167 and encodes 388 amino acids. Lineage: Eukaryota; Fungi; Ascomycota; Leotiomycetes; Helotiales; Sclerotiniaceae. Gene Ontology annotation, molecular function: protein binding. The record is from RefSeq and is a predicted model, not a curated record. The transcript has 4 exons.
AUGCCUUGUACCUGCUGUUCCCGAGUUCCAGCUCCAUCCGAAGAAAGAUAUGAGCCUUUCAUCUCAUGUCGAGAAUUAGGAGAAAAGUGUCCGAUCGAUAGCAAGACUACCAAGUCCUUUAAGUACCCUAUAAUUCGCCCCGAGAGUGCUAGCAGCAUUAGCCUCCUUAUCAAAAUGCCAAUGGAAAUCAUUCAGCGCACUCUCAAGUAUCUUGACAUUGAAACUCUAGUCAAUAUUCGCCGUUGUUCUCAAUACUGCAGACUAGCAGUUGAUACUACCCUAGAAUGGCAAGAGAUUUCUGAAAAUGCUCCAGAGGCCUUGCGAGCCAUUUUGUGUACUGGAGUUGGAUCCAAUGUCCUUCUGCUCCAGUUGCAUCAUGCCUUGACAAACCCUGAAUGCGAAUUUUGCGUAGAAGACUUUGAACCCCCUACAUAUUUGGACGAUGAAAAGGUCAUGGGUGCUUUUUUAUCACUCUUUGAAGGCAAGCGAGCUUGUGCUUAUUGUCUCCGGAAUGAUAUCUCACUUAGAACUAUUCCAUAUAUCGACUUCGUCCGACUCCAGCGUCCCAACUCUUCAAUUAAAAUUUGGCCCGAGGUGCAAAAUCCACCAAAGUUGCGUACGCUCCCAGGUACCUACGGCUACAAUAGAUACAAGAGCUUUCAACGUCUGCUUCUUGUUCCCCUGGGCGACGUCGAAUACGUUGAAGGAAUGUCAAUGAACCACAACGAAAGACAAUUAUUGCUGCGCGCACAACACGAAGUCAUCAUCCCCAAACAUCCAUUCGCCGAUCGCCCAGUAUUGGACAGACAACUCGCUCCGCACGAUGCCUACGUGGGAUUCGAACGCGAGGAUGAGAUAGCCCGUCGUUACAUGACUGCUAUUCCCUUUUCCUACUUUGGAAAGACUCACACUCAUCCCAAUACUAAAAAGCGGGAUGCCGACGCGGUAGUCAUGGCAUGCGCGGAAAAUAUAUACAAACGAGAGACGAGACAGUGGCUCAAUGAUGCAGACGCGGAGAAACUACAUGCGAGAAAUUUCCACGAGCGCAUCGAGGGUGAAGAACGUGAGUGGAGACAGCGAAGACAAGCCCCAAUCUUGAUUUUCACGGAACCAGAUAAUUCAGAAGACUUUCGAAUGUAUGAAUAUGAUUAUCCGCUUUUACUGUAAUGUAAUCGCAGUAUUGGGAGCGGACAAUCUGGAAAAUCGGGUGUACCCGUACAACCUAGAAAGGAGCUUCAAAAGUUGCGAAGAUAUAUCAUCGUCGCUUCUACAAUUAUUUGAGGGUUAAUUUUAGUUAUGGAUCAGGGACUAGGAAAAUAUCAAG